Stylophora pistillata is the source of this 1552-nucleotide messenger RNA. Its product is annotated as small ribosomal subunit protein uS9m. Lineage: Eukaryota; Metazoa; Cnidaria; Anthozoa; Scleractinia; Pocilloporidae. Gene Ontology annotation, biological process: translation. The record is from RefSeq and is a predicted model, not a curated record. Gene Ontology annotation, cellular component: ribosome; mitochondrial small ribosomal subunit. Gene Ontology annotation, molecular function: RNA binding; structural constituent of ribosome.
UUUAAUCCAAAAAUGGCGUCUGGAGUAAUGUUUGGUGCACGCUUUUGUUGCCGGGCUUAUGCAUCUUCAUUUUGUUACUCUAGCGCGAGCAGAAUAAACGUCAGAUAUCUUCGAAGAUGUCGAAAAGCUUGUAUCGCUAAUGCAAUAGAGGUUUCAACGAAACGGUUUUAUGCAGAUGAAAAUUCGUCCCGUACUUCAGAUGCUUUAAAGUUUUCCCAGUACUUGAUGCAAGAAAACUUCAGGAAUACGACAGUUGAUAUUGAUGACUCAAGUUUUACUGAUUUUGAGGGAGAGCAAGAUAAUGAAGAUCCAUCAAUGCAAAUGAUGAUGGAGAGAUAUGAAAAGUAUCGUUUAUGGUUGGCAAACUUGAUGGGAAAGGAUCCUGAAUCAUUUGACCAAGAGGCAGUGCAAGAAGCAAUUGAAUACUUGUUGCCAUCUGGGCUGUAUGCAAAGGAUUGUCGUCCUACCUUUGAGCACCCUCAGUCAGUGUACAGACAAUCAACAGACCAAUCGUUCAAAAUGGAUAAACAUGGCCGUCCACUGGCUGCAGCUUUUUAUACAGGCCAGGUUGCCUUCCAUGAUUUGUUAUUUGAAAUUUAUGAGCUCACAGCCAAGUUGAAUGCUCUUGACGAGACUGCACCAAGUGACAGUGGUGCAACAGAAAAAGGAGACAUCUUGACAUCUGGUGAUGACACUGAAUCACAAUCCAGUGAUGUAGACAGCGCAGGUUCAUCUGACAGUGAUAGUUCAGCGGGAGAAGAUCACUCAUCAUCUAGCGAUGAAAGUGAAUCACACUUAAUGAAGAAGGCGAAGCUUACGGAGAAGGUGACCGCAAAAACGCCGUUGCAAGGGUAUGGGUAAAGAAAGGCUCGGGACAAGUCACUGUUAACGACGUUCCUUUCGUCAAGUAUUUUCCCCGAAUGGAAGACAGGAAGCAAAUCAUGUCACCAUUUCUCGCCAUUAAUGCAGUGGGUGACUAUGAUGUGAGAAGUGAAGUUCUUGGAGGGGGACACUCAGGUCAGUCUGGUGCUAUUAGGCUUGCUAUCAGUAGGGCGCUUCUUAACUUUGAAGACAGCUAUUUGGAACCACUUGAAGAAGCUCAUUUACUGAUAAGGGAUCCACGGAUAAAGGAGAGAAAGAAGCCCGGUCAGAUGAGAGCUAGAAGGAAGUUUGCCUGGGUAAAACGAUAAGAGAUGAGCUUUGUUGUGCAUCGUGAAAUGGCGGCAACAAGAUGAGCCAAAACGGGGAAAAAAAGAUUUCCACUCCCUCUCAUUUAUUGAGAGGAGGAAGGACCAUAACACGCGACGUCAGGAAAAUAUUUCUCCCGCGGUCUUUCAAGUUUUGGUGGGAAAGCUCACCAAGUCUUCAAACCCAAAUUGUCGCACGCACGAAGAGUCGGUUGUUAAGGUUUUGCAGAUUUCUAGAACGGUAUCACUGUGGAAGCAUAACACAUAUUUUGAACUUUUAUAAGACCCCAGGGAUCAUGAAUUGUAGAUAAUUUCAAUUUGAAAACCAUUUUAACUGAAGGAAGAAAUAAAUCUUUUCAAACUCA